This is a messenger RNA of Talpa occidentalis (Iberian mole), 547 nucleotides long. RefSeq names its product adipogenesis regulatory factor (gene ADIRF). Gene Ontology annotation, cellular component: nucleus. The transcript is spliced from 3 exons. The record is from RefSeq and is a predicted model, not a curated record. Gene Ontology annotation, biological process: positive regulation of fat cell differentiation. Lineage: Eukaryota; Metazoa; Chordata; Mammalia; Eulipotyphla; Talpidae. Bases 78 to 308 code for a protein of 76 amino acids.
CUCCAGUUGAGCGGUGCUGUGAGCAAAGUUCAACGUUGCUGCUGCUACCCUUGACAACCUUGAAAAACACCACAGCGAUGGCCAGCAAGGGCUUGCCUGACCUGAAGAAGCAAGUGGAGGGAGCUGCUCAGGAAGCGGCGACGGCAGCAGGAGCAGCGGCUCAGCAAGUGAUGGAUCAAGCCGCAGAGGCAGGACAGAAAGCCAUGGACCACGUGGUCAAAUCUACGCAGGAAACGGUCGACAAGACUGCUAACCAGGCCUCUGAGAGUAUCUCUGGUUUCGGGAAAAAAUUCGGCCUCUCGAAAUGACAGAAGAGAGACAUGGGUGACUCCCCUCCAGGCAUGACCUCCGGGCAUCGGUCGCCCCGUGGCUUGCCGCCUCAUUAAAGCACAUACUCCUACCCCGCGGCCGUCGAGCCUCCUCAUUCGCGGGACUCAGCCCUCCCGCCAAGAGCAGGGCCCGGAAUCCAAAGCCCGGCCCCGCGCGCAAAACAUGCCUCUAUUUAAAAAAUAAAAAAAAAAAUUAAAAAUUAAAAAAUAAAAAAAAA